Tauraco erythrolophus (red-crested turaco) is the source of this 633-nucleotide messenger RNA. The record is from RefSeq and is a predicted model, not a curated record. NCBI's taxonomy places the organism in Eukaryota, Metazoa, Chordata, Aves, Musophagiformes, Musophagidae.
AGCAGGAUGGAUGUUCUGCGGCCCACCCUGAUAAGGAUUGGAGGGCGAGUAUACAGGAAGAAUCUCAUUCAAGAGCAGGCCUGCCAGCACGAGGAGGAGGAGGAUUUCUGUGCAGGCCCCGGUGACUGCGCAGACGAACCCUGUGAUGCCUUUGUGGUGGAAGAGACUGAGAAAGGCUUCCAGUGCAGAGUGGAGGUUCCCAGCCCGUUAUACAAGUACAUCAUUGGGAAGAAAGGGGAAACCAAGAAGAGGCUAGAAACAGAGACUCGAACCUCCAUCAGCAUUCCCAAGCCUGGAGUGGACGGAGAAAUUGUGAUCACAGGGCAGCAUCGCAGCGGUGUCAUUUCUGCCCGAACGCGGAUCGAUGUUCUCCUGGACAGCUUCCGUAAGAAGCAGCCCUUCACACACUUCCUGUCCUUCGCUCUCAACCAGCCUGCCAUCCAGGAAAGGUUCCUACAGUUCAAGGAGGAAGUGCUGGAGAAAUGCUCAAAGGAUCACGGGGUCAGCAGCAGCUUGUUCCAGAACCCUGCAAAGCUUCACCUGACUCUUGGGACGCUGGUACUUCUGAACGAGCAAGAGAUCCGGAAAGCAUGUGACCUCCUACAGCGAUGCAAAGAGGACUUUGUGGAGUAA